GCUGGGGAGGGGAAAGGAGGGGAAGAGAGGGGGAGCCUGAGCUCCAGCCGCAGCCGCGGCGGGUGCAAGAGAUGCGGGAGGUGCGCGUACCCAGCCCUGGAGCUGCCCCAGGAGGGGCCCUCAGGGAGCGCCCAGGGCCUGAAGGGGCUUGAGGGGGCUGGAGGGGAGGGGACAGAACCCGACAGGACCGCGGCCCCCCCCCCCCUCCCCGCAGCCCCAGCCCCCGCCGCCCCAGACCCGGUGCAGCUGCCGCUUGGAGCUAGCCUGACCGGCCAGCGCACCGAACAAGGUGCCGCUGCCUGGGCGCGCACAGCUGCUGCGGCGGCGGCUGUGCGGGGGGGAGGGGGGGAGCCGACCCCCGAAUCCUCUCCUUCCCCCCCCCCUCGCAGGAUGCCCGGCUGAGCCGCCGCCACAGCGCGGGCAGGGACAGGUGCGCGCCGAGCGCAGCGCAGGGCACGGCGCGGGGAGCCGAGCGCAGACGCUCUCGGGGGACCGCGGGCAGCCGAGGACCGGACUGGACCCUCGCUCGCUUGGGUAGCAGAGCUACCUGCUCUGGGCCCCCAAGAGGUGGCGCUACGAAGGGGUCCAGCACCUCUCGGGGCGCGACACACGACCCAGCGGUGCCCCGGUCCCAGUUCCUCGGAGCCCCCAGACCCGGCCCAGGAUUCUUUCCACAGCACCACCAGGCCUCUCUCCAGACCUGGCAGGACUCAACAGUUCCUUGGUUUCUGUGUGGCUGUUACUAACCCUAGUGGCCUGAGAUUUGGAACCUUUGAACUAGAUGGUGUCAGCCCUGUGAACCAGCUGAGGAAGAGAUUCAGUUCCUAGACAGACUGAGAACCAGGUGAGGCAGAAGCAGCUGUGAGCAGAGCCUGGUCAUCCGAUCCCCCUAUGGAGCAAAAGACUCUGAGAUCAAUUCUUCCCAGCUAUGCGUUCAUUCCUGAGGUUCUUGGAAGCACUUCAUAACCAACUCCUGAUCCAUCAUUUGACAAAGGACGAAAUGAAGCUGUCUGGAAGGGAAUUCAGGCCAUCAGCACAAACAGGAGAUGACCUAGAGUGAAGUCAGGAGACCUUCAUCAUUCCCUGUUCAUUGAUGUCCACUUCUGGAACCAUGCCAGCGCCCAGCCUGCCACCUUUCCUGGUGCUGAGGACCUGGACCCACAUCCUGCUCCAGAUCCUGACCUUGAUUCUGGGAGCUGUCCAGGGCCUCUUCCCCGAGGAGCCUCAACCCCUCGCAGUGGCACCACGGGAUUACGUAAAGCAGUACCCAGUGUUCACAGGCAGUGGUCCAAGCCGCUUCCCUCUAGCCUCCAGCACCGAAGGGCUCAACAUUCAACGUAUGCUUCGGGUCAACAGGACCCUGUUCAUUGGAGACAGGGAUAACCUGUACCGAGUAGAGCUGGAACCACCCACGACCAGUGAACUGCGCUACCAUCGGAAGCUGAGCUGGCAGUCAAAUCCAAACGACAUCAACAUCUGUCGGAUGAAGGGGAAGCAGGAGGGCGAGUGCCGUAACUUUGUGAAGGUGCUGUUGGUUCGAGAUGAUAACACUCUCUUUGUGUGUGGGUCCAACGCAUUCAACCCUAUCUGUGCCAACUAUAGUAUGGACACCCUAGAGCCUAUGGGAGACAACAUCAGUGGCAUGGCCCGCUGCCCCUAUGAUCCCAAGCAUGCCAAUGUUGCCCUCUUCUCUGGUGGGAUGCUUUUCACAGCGACAGUCACUGACUUCCUGGCCAUUGAUGCUGUCAUCUACCGAAGUCUGGGUGACAGUCCCACACUCCGAACAGUCAAGCAUGAUUCCAAGUGGUUCAAAGAGCCUUAUUUUGUCCAUGCCGUGGAGUGGGGGAGUCAUGUGUAUUUCUUUUUCCGAGAGAUUGCUAUGGAGUUCAACUACCUGGAGAAGGUUGUGGUGUCUCGUGUGGGCCGCGUGUGCAAGAACGAUGUGGGUGGCUCCCCUCGAGUACUGGAGAAGCAAUGGACCUCCUUCCUCAAGGCCCGACUCAACUGCUCUGUGCCCGGAGACUCCCACUUCUAUUUCAACGUCCUCCAGGCCGCCACUGGCAUCCUCAAUUUGGGAGGCCGGCCUGUGAUCCUGGCCCUGUUUUCUACCCCCAGCAACAGUAUCCCUGGCUCAGCUGUCUGCGCCUUUGACAUGGGCCAGGUGGCAGCUGUCUUUGAGGGCCGCUUUCGGGAACAGAAGUCGCCAGAGUCCAUCUGGACCCCAGUGCCUGAAGAGCUGGUACCCAAGCCUCGGCCUGGGCUCUGUGCAGCCCCUGGAAUGCCCUACAAUGCUUCCAGUGCCUUCCCCGAUGAGAUCCUCAACUUUGUCAAGACCCACCCCCUUAUGGAUGAGGCGGUCCCUUCCCUGGGCCAUGCCCCCUGGAUUGUGCGCACCCUUGCCCGGCACCAGCUGACCCGAGUAGCUGUGGACACAAAUGCAGGGCCCUGGGGGAACCAGACCGUUGUGUUCCUGGGUUCUAACACGGGUACCGUGCUGAAGUUCCUAAUCCGACCAAGUAGCAGUUCCCGGGGUCCCACCGAGCAGAGUGUCUUUCUGGAGGAGUUUGAGACCUACCGGCCGGACAGGUGUGGACGUGGCCCUGAGGAGAGCCGGAGGCUUUUGAGUUUGGAGAUUGACCCCACAGCUGGUGCCCUGCUGGUGGCCUUCCCUCGGUGUGUGGUCCGUGUGCCCAUGGCCCGCUGUCAGCAGCACUCAGGCUGCAUGAAGAACUGCAUUGGCAGCCAGGACCCCUACUGUGGCUGGACACCAGAUGGCUCCUGCAUCUUCCUGGUCCCAGGCACCAGGGCUACCUUUGACCAGGAUAUCUCUGGAGCCAGCACAUCUGGCUUAGGUGACUGUACUGGGCUCCUUCGGGAAAGCUUCAUGGAGGAGCGGGCUGGCCUCGUGUCUGUGAACUUGCUGGUGACUUCCUCAGUGGCUGCCUUUGUCAUUGGGGCUGUGGUCUCCGGCUUCAGUGUCUGCUGGUUCGUGGGGCACCGAGACCGGCGGGAGUUGGCUCGCCGCAAGGACAAGGAGGCGAUCCUGGCACAUGGUGGGGAGGGCCAGGUGGUGAGCGUGAGCCGCCUGGGUGAGCGGCGUGGAGGGGCCGGGCCCCGGGCCGGGCCCCCUGAGACCCUGCUGGCCCCCCUCAUGCAGAAUGGCUGGCCCCAAGCAGCCUUGCUGCAGGCUGGCCAACAUGAACUCGCCUCAGGCCUCCUGCCCACCCCUGAGCAGACACCCCUGCAGCAGAAACGCUGCCCUGGUGGACUGCAGCGGCGUGCCUGGGAGCAGAGUCAAGGAGUCCUGCACACUGUCCUCCGGGAGCCCUCUGGAAAUGCCCCGUCCCUUGGUGCUGCCUCCUCCUCUUCCUCUUCCAUCAUCCUGCUGCACCCUGGUGGUGGCGGGCAUGGGCCAGACCCAGAGGCAGGUGGUGAUGUGCGUUUCCUGCCCUCAGCGAUGGCCGGGGGCCGGGACCAAGUGGGUGGGGUGGCCCCCUCCCAAGUCAGGCCAGGCCGGGCCUCUUACGUCGACUUCCCUAUCACACCGCAUGCCAGCCCUGAUCGGCGGAGGGUAGUUUCAGCACCUACGGGCCAUCUGGACCCAGCCACUGACAGCCUCUCCCGGCCCUGGAGCCCUCCCACAGGGAGCCUGACAAGGAGUGGCCCGGCUGCCCCGGCCCUGCGGCGUACACACACCUUCAACAGUGGCAGUGGCAGCAGUGAAAGUCGCCCAGGGGAGCCCCACCACACCCGACGCCCCCGCCCGCUCACAGACUUUGCCCGCUUGCUCCCCUACGGGCCUGAGAGGACUGCACCCCCUGUGCAGUAAAGAGUCAGGGGACACAGCCCAUCGAUGCCCCCUCAAUACCCUCCUGGCCUCCACUUCCCUGGCGAGGGGACCCAGGCACAGAGCCCGCCAGCCCGGGCCCAGGAAGAAGCUGGCCAGGCAAAAGAUGGCCCCCAGGCCCUCAUUAAAGCAACAGCCAGCCCUGGUCCUCCUCCGAGCAGGGUGCUCCUGGGGAGUUGGGUUCCUUCUCACACCGGCCCUCCGCGUCCCCCCCAGGGAGCUACACAAGAAGCACAAGAGCGUUGAUCCCUUCCCUUGGGGGUUGGAAGAAGCUGUGCUGGUCUGGGGUGGGAAGGAUUUGGAGUCAGAGGAUUUGGGUUCAAAUCCCAGCUCUGCCUCUGACUAGCUUUGUGACUGUGGGCAAGUCAUC
Messenger RNA from Phascolarctos cinereus (koala), 4217 nucleotides. It is a transcript of the gene SEMA6B, whose product is annotated as semaphorin 6B. Gene Ontology annotation, molecular function: chemorepellent activity; semaphorin receptor binding. Gene Ontology annotation, cellular component: plasma membrane. NCBI's taxonomy places the organism in Eukaryota, Metazoa, Chordata, Mammalia, Diprotodontia, Phascolarctidae. The record is from RefSeq and is a predicted model, not a curated record. Gene Ontology annotation, biological process: semaphorin-plexin signaling pathway; positive regulation of cell migration; neural crest cell migration.